CUCUCUCAAACACAGUCGAUUUUCGUUCCCUAGAGAAAUUACAUAAACUAAGUACUUAGCUAUCUAGAGCUCCCCUUAAAGGUCCAAAAAUGGCUUCUCUCACCUUUACAUUUUCCUCCAAACUUUUUCUGUUUAUGAUUCUUUGUCUCUCAUCCAACCAAUUCUCUUUCGUUGCACCCUCCCAGUUCGAAGUCGGCGGCGAUCAUGGCUGGGUUGUUCCCAAGUCUAAGAAUGAUCAACUGUACAACCAGUGGGCUUCUGAAAACAGGUUCAAAGUUGAUGACACUGUCUAUUUCAAGUACAAGAAAGACUCAGUUUUGGUGGUGAGUGAGGAGGAGUACGAGAAAUGCCACUCGGCUCAUCCCCUGUUCUUCUCCAACAAUGGUGACAGUGUCUUCAAACUGGACAGACCGGGAUUGUUCUAUUUCAUCAGUGGGGUUUCUGGACACUGCGAGAGAGGGCAGAAGAUGAUCAUCAAAGUUUUGGAGCCUGCACAUCCUCCUGAUCAAUCUGCAAACGACAACACGACAACAGAUGUUCCAACCCAAAACAAUGCUGCUGCAGUAGUAUUUGAUCAGAAUAUGAAUGCCAUUUCUUCUCCAAUAAUCUUGUCCUCCAUGGUGUCGUUCUUUGGGCUCCUUUUCGUCUGAAUUCAUAUAUAUGCAAUGCUGAUUCUUAGUGGUUGUCUCAUUGUUUUCGGUUUUAGAAUGGUGAGUAAGAUCAUGAAGAGACUCAUGAAUUUAGUCAUUAGGAGAUUGUUUUUAUCCUAAAAUUUGGAUUAUUAUUACUUUCAUAUGAGGGAUUUGAUUUUGCAUAUUAAUCGUAAUUAUGAUCUGUUCUUGGUGA
This is a messenger RNA of Carya illinoinensis, 846 nucleotides long. RefSeq names its product early nodulin-like protein 1. The transcript is spliced from 2 exons. Gene Ontology annotation, cellular component: plasma membrane. Gene Ontology annotation, molecular function: electron transfer activity. Lineage: Eukaryota; Viridiplantae; Streptophyta; Magnoliopsida; Fagales; Juglandaceae. The record is from RefSeq and is a predicted model, not a curated record. The coding region runs from base 90 to 650 and encodes 186 amino acids.